UUGGCAGAACAUCAGUAAAAUUGCCCGCAAAAAUACGUGGGAGGAAAUUGUAAAACUCCUCGAGCCAUCGUUGAAUCAGUCUGGCAUUUUUUAUUCACUCGCUAUGGCUUCUGUGAGACUUUGACCGAGCUUGGAAUAUCGGUGCUUACCUGAGAUGGAAUCACUUAAGGAGAAAUUAGGAGGUUUUGGUCUUCGAAGUGAUUCGUGCACUUUUGUCCUAGAGUCUGAAUUUCGUGUCAGUUACCUGGGAUUCUGUAUGAAUACACGAGAAGGAGUCGAAGGAAUCCGGGCUGCUGUGGAAGAAAUUAAGAAAACUGCAAGCCAUGAGUGUUGCAGAAAUACAACUCAAACGAACUGCAUCAAAAUUAGCACAAAAGGACUUUGUUUGAUGGAGCGAAAACGAGAGAAAGAUACUCUAUUGACAUUUAUUCCUCUGAGGAAUAUUUCCUAUGGCUUUAUCAAUGAAAAAGACAACAAUGUUUUUGCCUUUAAUCAUCAUGUCUCGAAGAACCAUGUUGAAUGUCAUGCAGUAGUGUGCGAAAGUGCGCUGAAGGCACGGGAAAUUAACGAAGCGCUUUAUGCGUCGUUUAGAACAGACCAUUUCGAGACUCUUCGCAAGGAAAGGGAGAAAAUGAGAGAAUGUUUACAAUCAGAUGCGAUUCGUGAACUCAAAGACCGAAAACCAAACAUGAACUAACUACGACUACAAGGCUGGUCUUUUGCGAAAUUAAUUUCAGAAGACAUUUUAUCUAUUUUUAAACUGCUUAGAUGUUUUAUUUCUAAACAAAGUACACACCGUCAGUUAACACAUUGUUAUAAAAUCAA
Pocillopora verrucosa is the source of this 825-nucleotide messenger RNA. RefSeq lists its product as uncharacterized. NCBI's taxonomy places the organism in Eukaryota, Metazoa, Cnidaria, Anthozoa, Scleractinia, Pocilloporidae. Gene Ontology annotation, biological process: negative regulation of insulin receptor signaling pathway; regulation of cell population proliferation; regulation of mitochondrial membrane potential. The record is from RefSeq and is a predicted model, not a curated record.